ACAGCCGUCGAUCUUCAUCUGGACGGCCAGAGUCGUCGCGUCCUACUUUUUAAAAGUUACCGCGCUGUCUUUUACCUGUCGAACAUGUCGCUUUCUACUUUACCCUGAAUUCUGCUUUAUAAACCACCCUCCAGCUUGUGGAAAGGGGAUCGGGAUUAUUCUGGGCUUGGCCCUUGUAGCCGCCGUGUUCCGGCUGGCGAAAACCCUAGCUAUCUUGUUUCGGAUCUGAGUGAAUCAAUCAGCAAAUUCCCCACCAAAUUGCUUGUUUUUCCUUCGAUCGCUUGCAAUUUCAGAGACAGCCACUACUAGGGCCUGUCACGUAUGGAAAAGUAUUUUCCAUAUCUAGGAGCCAGGGUUUUCAGCUUGUUCACACAAAGGCCAUGAUGACUUACCCUUUUUUUAAAUAGUUUUCUAUCCAGAUAUUCACUAGAAUAUAUAAUUUCUUUGAUGUGUCAUAUGAAAAAAGUGAACUAUUGCAAUUUAGUACUGCCAUACAUCAAGAAUUCCAUGAUAGAGCAACGGGAGAGUAAAACCUGCGGACACCAAACUAAUACUGCUAAAGUUGACUAGUCUCUUGAGUCUGAAUUAACAUAACAGUGGGUCCAUGUUACUAUGUUAGCGGAAUUUACAUUUUGCGCCACACAGUAAGUUUUUGUUUUACUUAUCAUUCUAAUGUUUUUGUCUUCUACAAGUUAUGCUGGAUUGCUGUCAAGCUAAAUUAUUUAGCAGAGUGCCUUAUCACCAUUGUAGUUGCAUAUUUGCAUUGUGAACUAAUUGCUGCUAUGGUAUUAUCAUGCAGUAGAAGACAGGCCAAAAGUUACUUUGGAUUUGUUUGAAGUUCAAGCUAGGCCAUAAUUAAUCUUGGUCGUUAGCAAUUUAAGAAAGGGUCUAGUAAUUUUUUGUUGAUCUCACAGUAAUGCAAUUUUUCUGAACCGCAGGAACUUAGAUUUGUGUGAUCAAGUAUGCUAGCUGCAGAUAGCAAUGCAGGGCACAAUAGGCAGUCAACACGCCCCAAAAGUGGCUAUGAACCUUCAGAUACAGAAACUGAGUGGCAUGAUAGCCCUUGGAAUGACGCAAUAUUGAAAUCACAGCGGACUCGGUUGCCUAAAGAUCCUGCUAGGGACCCCCAAGUUGGUACUAGAAGGCAAAAUACAUCUCCGAACCGUGUAAGAGAUUAUCCUGAUGAGAAAACUUCAAGCUUGAGGAAUAAUCGUACUCCUCCCAGGGUCACCGAACAGAGACGCCAUACUUCCCCAUAUGCUGGUGGAAACAAUGAAUCACGCAAGAAGAGCAGCCGGACACCUCCCAGAUUUCGGCCUUCUAUGGAAAAAUUUAGUCGAUCGUCGAUCAAGGAGAGGAUAUCCCGUAGCCGGUCAAUUUCUACACCGAAGCUACGACCUCAUGAGAAGGAGCAUCCUUCUAGAGUUCCUGCAUUCCGUGGCACUCCUGUCUCAACACAGGUAGAAAGAGACUCAAUUGAUGUUAUGAAAGGUGCUUCACAUGCAGAAAAUUGUUCCCCAGAGAUCAAUGAGUUAGUUGCAAAUAGCAAGGGGCCUAGUUCCAAACAUAAUGAGUAUACAUGUACAAGCACAGAGUCUGCAGGUGACAUUUUCUUCUCCCGUGACUGUAGGGCCCCGCUUGCGAAAACAUUAGUAAAGAAUAACAGUAUUGACAAAUCCUUCACCUCUGAUUCAAACGUCGAUGAUGCUGAUGUUACUCAAGCAAAUAGCAAUAAUUUGGGCCGGACAUCACAGUUUGUUUCAGUCAGGACUGGUUUUUCACGAACUACAAACACCAUCUAUGCUAAUGGUCGGCACUCCCAAGUUAGCAGUGGCACCACUUUGAGUAGGCGGUUAAACAGUGACCGGUUUAGUGGGGACAGUGGAAAGUUCAGUGAUUUCACUGGGAAACUAGUUGGAGGCGUCAUGAAAUUCACCUCUAGCAGGCAGAAGACCCAAAAUGAUGCUUGGUUUCCAUGUGUGAUUGGAAAGUCAUGUCGUAAACCAGAACCGACAAACCACAAAACAAAUGAUGAUUCUGAAUCAACUUUUAUUCGGAAGGCACUUGUUGUGGAGAAGAUUAGACUUUUCUGGGCUGAUAAAUAUCGUCCACGGACUUUGAAUGGAUUUACUUGUCACAGGGAGCAAGUUCAACAGCUUAAACAAUUGAUCUCGCCUGAGUUUUGCCCUCAUAUCAUUCUCAAAGGGCCUCCAGGAUCAGGAAAGAGAUCAUUAUGCAGAGCAGUACUCACUGAGAUCUUUGGUGAUUCCUCUCUGAAUGUAUCUCACUAUUUGAAGAGUUGCAAUGCCCAGGGACCUGCAUCUGCCCCCAUUUUUGUCCCAUUGUCAUCAAGUGAUCACCAUGUCGAACUCAAUAUGAGGUCUCAAUCCAAGAAUGCCAGAUAUGCUUUGACAGCUCUGGCAAAUGAAAUGUCAAGUAAGCAUAAAAUCACUGAGAUAUCUGCAACAAAGAACUUCAAAGUUAUUGUUCUCUAUGAUGUUGACAAAGUUAGUGAGAAUAAUCAGCGUUUGAUAAAAUGGAUAAUCGAUUCCUCCUCUGAUUCAUGCAAGAUAAUAAUGACUUGCCAAGAUGGGCCCCAUCUUCUUGAUUCUAUUACAAACCGUUGUAAGCUUAUUAGCAUUGGUGUGCCAAAUACACGUGAGGUUGUGGAGGUUCUCAAUCACAUAUCAAAAAGAGAGAGUUUCGAUCUCCCCGCAAGUUUGGCUUACACCAUUGCGACCCGAUCCGCGCACAACUUGAGGGAGGCGAUAUUAGCUCUGGAGGCAUGCAGAGCUAACAAUUACCCCUUUGUUGAUGGACAAGCUAUACCGCUAGGAUGGGAUGGUGUUCUUGAGGAACUCGCAGCAGAAAUUUUAGAAGAUCCUUCUCCCAAAAGGUUGUUUUUGGUACGAGGCAAGCUCCAAAAACUUUUGGUUGAAUCCGUGCCUCCUAAACUUGUUCUCCAGAAACUUGUAGAGCUGUUCCUGAAGGGAAUCCAUGCUAACAUAAAGAGGGAUGUUUAUUACUGGCACGCCUACUACGAUAAGAGGUUGCCGGCUGGAGCCAGUGCACUGCUGAAACUGGAAGAAUUUAUCGCCAAGUUCAUGAGCAUCCACCGGAAGAGCUUGGCAGCCGAUUCAUGAAGACUCUACUGGACCAGCCGAGAAAAGUUGGCGUGUCCGCACGCAGUUCAGCUGAACCCUGCAGCCAGUAUGUAUUUGGUUCACCGGUCAUGGAGCCUGCCGGCGUUCAUAGUAGUAGUAGUAUUUUGGAGUGGGGAAACGAGAUGAAACGAAACGGGGACUGAAACCAAUCCAUUGUGCAGUAAGCCUAUGCUAUGUACAGUACUUGCAUUUGGUCAGUGUCUGUACUCGACGAGUCUAUUAUGCAUUUUCACAUAGGCGGAUUUGAAAUGUGAAAGGAAAUAGAUCUUCACAGGUGUUUGAAGUUUGA
Aegilops tauschii subsp. strangulata is the source of this 3453-nucleotide messenger RNA. RefSeq lists its product as uncharacterized. Gene Ontology annotation, cellular component: DNA replication factor C complex; nucleus. Gene Ontology annotation, molecular function: DNA binding; DNA clamp loader activity. Gene Ontology annotation, biological process: DNA-templated DNA replication; DNA repair. Lineage: Eukaryota; Viridiplantae; Streptophyta; Magnoliopsida; Poales; Poaceae. The record is from RefSeq and is a predicted model, not a curated record.